UCUCCCCCACGCUAGGAGGAUGAGUGCUCUGACCAUCAGGUGUCGCCUCCCCAUGGCAGAAAAUGAAAUCCCCACUCAGAACCUGGACAGAGUGAGGCCGAUCUGCCUUUCAGCACCAGAGACAGCGACAGGCCUCCCUGCCCUACCAAGUCAGCACCCUGGACAGAGCCAGAGCUUCCAGUUUGAGCCUGAAUUCUCUUUCUCCCCCCAUCCUAGUCUAGGAUGCUGGCCCGCCUGGUGCACGGGGCUACCGGAGGGGUUGGCUGGUAGCCCACAGACAGAUACGGUGCUGAGCCGGAAGCACUGAUUUAAAGCCUCCCCACUUUUCCCUUCCAGCAGGGUGAGCGUCGGCUCAGAAAGCAAUUGACAAAUCGGUGACUGUUGAAUGUGAAUCCGAGGCAGAGUGAGUGAUGGCAGAGCCCAGAGAGACGCCAGAUGUUGUCUUGGCCAAACUCGCCAGCUCCCCGGCAGGAUCCCUUCGGGAAAGGAAAGGGGGGACCGGCUUUAGAAGCGGCACCUCACCCAGGAGUUCGAGUGACGGGGGCGAGAGGAGAAAGCCCCAGGAACCGGGGUGGCGGGGCCGGGCUGCUCAAUGGAGCGAGUAACUCAAGGCUGCCGGGCCCAGCAGGGGUUAGCGGGGCUCUCAGAGUCCCCUCCCCAGGGAGUCCCUCCAGCCUGGGCCGAGGGAGGAGCGGGGAGCGCUCGGAGACCCAGCCCGAGGCUCUCAAUUGCGGGGUGUCCCGGCCUCUCCGAACCGGGAGUGAAAUUCUCGCCGCUUGUCCGGCUCUCCGCGCUCCCCCCCCCCCAGCGGUCAGUCUCUCCGCGGUCCCUACAAACCCCGCUGCUGAGCGCGGCUGGGCCGCCGCCUGCUCCCGCUGUGGGUCUGAUCCCUCUUCUCAGCCGGCGCUUGGGGGCCUCCGAUCCCCUCCCCGCGUUCCCCGCAUGGAUCGCAGCCGGCUCGGGGCGAGGAAAGGCCGAUGGCUCUGAGCGGAUCAGUGCCCGGGGCUGGACUGGCUUUUCUUACACACCGCGCAGCCAACCGCUGCUUCCCGAAAGCGGAGCCACUUCGCUGUUCUGCGAGUCUCCGCUCAGCGCCCGUCCCCCACGCGGGUGCUUGUCGUGAACGAACUGAGGGAAACUCUCCAGCCAACCCGGCUCCUCGCCGUUUGAACAUUAACAAUAACAAGCCCCAUAAAAGUGACCUGGCGAGAGUUUGGGUUUCCUGGCCGCCAGGAACGACCACUCCUCGGUGCCAUACAAUUCAUUAUGAUUUACUGGGGGAAGGGAAAAUGCUAAUUCUAGUUUGGGAGUCCCGCUUCCUACCUCCAAAACAAGCAAGGGAAGGGGACCCUUGUGCGCGCUUUGGGGUCAGAGAAACCAGAGGGACGGAGCGUGGGUAGAACCAGAGGGAGCGCUGGGGAUGGAUGGAAAGAUCCAGUGUUUUCUCUGUGCAGUCCCUAUAUGGACCGUAUCGUGUUCCACGGGCACCUCUGUGCAUUGGAAGCGGCCCGUAGCCGAAUGAAUCCAUUUUAGAGCCGGGUUUGUUAUGGGGGGGUGGGUAGAGAGAGACACCGGUUUCCGCGGUCUGGGGGUGCCCCCAGGAAAUCAGGACGGGGGCUUGGAAGGAACCGCUAGGAGAUCACCUACAUUGUCUCCGGGAACGAGGAGUCCCUUUACAAAGAAAAGAGGCGCGGACCGGACGGCCGGGGUGGGUUUGGCCGGAGCUGGGAUAUGAGGCGCUGUCCCUUUAAAAGUUCAGCCUUGCUCCGGGGGAACAGCGCGCUGGCAUUGUCCAGUUUGAACCGAGCGCCGGAAAUGGAGCCUGGGAGCCUGCACUGGUCACUCAGCCAUUGUCCUGGGCCAGCCAUGAAAUCUCUCUCCCAGAGGAGGGGGGGAGCUUGGAGCCACCCACCCCUGCGAAAGCUCCGCUCCCUCCAGCCCUCACCCCUUCAGGCCAUGCAAAUCGGGACCCUCGGUUCCAAAUGCAGACCCCCACACCCCGCCAGCUAGCCCCUCCCCCAAGCCAAUAUCAGUGGAGAGACGACAGCGCCCCCCCUCCCUGAAUAGCCAAAUGGGUCAUUUCCGCUCCAAAUAUGUAAUGCCAAAUAUGCUGGCCAGGGAGAGCCUAGAGUUCAACGAGCCAGAGAACGCGCCCCCCUUCCGGGGCAGGGGGAUCGGAACCCGGGAUCCAGCAUUUCCCGGGGAGCAAGUGGAUUUCUCAGCCAAGAACCCCCUUUCCUUAGGGGUCUCCCCUCUGCUGUACGUCCGGGAACCCCCCACCCCCGGGGGUCUCCAAUCCCAUCCAUCAGCCCCAAUGGAGCAUUGAUCGCAUCUCAUUUGAUCUGAUUGCCUUUUAACCAGCUCUGGGGCUUCGCUUCCAAUCCCCCCUGCCCACCCCAGAGGCCCGGCUGCCGUGGGGGUGGAAUUAUAUCAUUGAACUUUACGGGAGGGGCAAAGAUACGUGCCCUGUCUAACUUCUUUGGAAGGGGUGGCUGUGCGAAGACGGGCGAGGAGCCCGCGGGAGGCUCCCCCAAGCCAGACGAGGAACCCCAGCCCCUCCACGGCUCCGGGAUCUGCAAAUGGUUCAACGUCAGGAUGGGCUUCGGUUUCCUCUCCAUGACCAGCAAGGAGGGGAUGGCCCUGGACUCCCCCGUGGAUGUCUUUGUGCACCAGAGCAAGCUCCACAUGGAGGGAUUCCGCAGCCUGAAAGAAGGCGAGGCCGUCGAGUUCACCUUCAAGAAGUCAUCCAAAGGCUUGGAGUCCAUCCGAGUGACUGGCCCAGGGGGCGUGUUCUGCAUUGGGAGCGAGAGGAGGCCAAAGGGGAAGAACCUCCAGAAACGCAGAUCGAAAGGAGACAGAUGCUACAACUGUGGUGGGCUGGACCAUCAUGCCAAAGAAUGCAAGCUGCCGCCGCAGCCAAAGAAAUGCCACUUCUGCCAGAGCAUCACCCACAUGGUUGCCAACUGCCCCAUCAAAGCACAGCAAUCGCCCAGCUCUCAGGGAAAGCCCGCCUACUUCCGGGAGGAAGAAGAAAUGCACAGCUCGUCCCUUCUUCCUGAAACCAGAGAAUGAUGGUGGGGGAUUGGGG
Molecule: messenger RNA, 3088 nt
Organism: Mauremys reevesii (Reeves's turtle)
Lineage: Eukaryota; Metazoa; Chordata; Testudines; Geoemydidae
Gene: LIN28A
Product: lin-28 homolog A
Exons: 5
Coding region: 2596-3072 (158 amino acids)
Molecular function (GO): zinc ion binding; nucleic acid binding
Source: RefSeq, a predicted model, not a curated record